Uranotaenia lowii is the source of this 2893-nucleotide messenger RNA. It is a transcript of the gene Zip99C, whose product is annotated as zinc transporter ZIP13 homolog. The coding region runs from base 864 to 1970 and encodes 368 amino acids. Gene Ontology annotation, cellular component: membrane. The record is from RefSeq and is a predicted model, not a curated record. Gene Ontology annotation, biological process: zinc ion transmembrane transport; intracellular zinc ion homeostasis. NCBI's taxonomy places the organism in Eukaryota, Metazoa, Arthropoda, Insecta, Diptera, Culicidae. Gene Ontology annotation, molecular function: zinc ion transmembrane transporter activity. The transcript is spliced from 4 exons.
UCUCUCUUUAGCGAAAGGAAACGAAAAAACAGACAAAUUUGAUCGCUUCUCGGAAUAAAAACAUUCGCCCACCCGUGAUGGCCAGUUAGUCGCAAAAUCGCGUCGUGUUUUCUCUGUUUAGUGAACAUUUUUGCAAUAUAAAUGGUGCUAGGUGCUUUUUAAUCUUAACCACGUUGCGCUCUUUGUAGCAACAUUGAUUCGAGAGAAAAGCUCGAAUCGAUACAAGAAAAAUAGAUACUGCAUCAUCAGACAGUAGGCGGAGGUGAAAAAAAGUAUCUCCCCAUAAAUAUUUGUGUUUAUCAAAGUGGCACCACCAAGUGAAUUCUUUUGUCCGCCGAAGAAACCCCGAUAAGUAGGCUGUGACCCCAUAACAUUGUUAUUCCGUCUUGUCUUUUCGUCAAAUCCCGAACGUCAAAAUUCCUGUUCUGCGACAAAUUACCUGCGAAAUUCUAAACCGGAAGUGAAAGUUUUUGGCACAGCUGUUGUUCCGGAAGAAGUUGUGUGUAGGGUCUAUCGGAAAUAUCUACUGAUUUCGUCGUGAUCGUCGAGAAAAGGUUCCAUCCGAAUUGGAAGCAGCAGCGCGCCGAGAAUCGAGUUCGUUCCUUUGGAACGCUCCCCGGACACCUGUGGAGCAUUUUCUUGGAAAAUGAGCUGCUGAGAAAACAAAAAAAAACCCAAACAACGCUCCCCGCUUACAUCUAAAGACAUCAUAAGUUUAGUCUCUAAGUCACGUUUGAAAUUUGCAACGGUGCAACGCGCAGUAUAACGACUUUCGAAACCGUACCUGGAGUCGGUCGUCUCGAGAUCGAAGUUUUUCCCACAUUCUGGGAACCUAAGGUAAACUCACAGCAACACCACUAACUAUGAACAUCUCCACCGGGCUGAUGGAUGAAACGUUCACCUAUCUCUAUCGGGAGGUGAUCGAGCACUAUGUGCCGGACUACAUCAAAACGAUGGAGUACACCCCCUGGAUCUUUUCGCUGCUCGGUUCGGCUCUGAUCGGGUUCAGUGGGAUCUUGCCGCUGGCGGUGAUCCCGGUGGCCCAGGACGGCAAGGAUGGCACAGAUUUUAAUGAUCCUGCCGAAUCGAAAACACUUAAAGUGCUGCUCAGCUUCGCCGUCGGUGGCCUGUUGGGUGACGUAUUUUUGCACCUGCUGCCCGAGGCUUGGGGCAGUGACCUGAACUCGACCGAGGGCGGGCACCCGUCGAUGCGCAGCGGCCUCUGGGUGCUGGCCGGGGUUCUGAUUUUCACCAUCGUCGAGAAAAUAUUCUCCGGAUAUGCCAAUGCCGACGAGAACAAUCCCCAGCCGAGGUGCGUUGAGAUUGCUACCUGUUUGCUGCGGAAGAGUGGCGGCAAACUGCCCGAAGGCUUCGUGGGAAGCUGCGGUGGAGGCGGAGGUGGUGCUUGUGAUAUCGAAGAUGUUCCUAAUGGGUGCUUCCUGGCGGCGGCCAAAGCCGGAGACGAUUCAGCAUCGUCGACAGGUUCAUCCGGUUCAGCGUCGGGAGCGAAAAAAGUUGCGGGAUAUUUGAAUCUGCUAGCGAAUUCGAUCGACAACUUCACCCACGGACUAGCGGUGGCCGGAUCAUUUUUGGUGUCAUUCCGACAUGGAGUCCUGGCAACGUUUGCGAUUUUGUUGCAUGAAAUCCCGCAUGAGGUUGGCGACUUCGCUAUCCUGCUGCGUUCCGGUUUCAGCCGGUGGGAUGCGGCCAAAGCUCAACUGUUGACGGCUGGUGCUGGUUUGCUGGGCGCCUUGGUCGCCAUCGGAGGAAGCGGUGCGACGACGGCCAUGGAGGCGCGAACCUCCUGGAUCAUGCCCUUCACGGCCGGUGGUUUUCUGCACAUUGCCCUCGUUACCGUCCUGCCGGAUUUACUGAGCGAAAGUGAACCACGGGAAUCGUUCAAACAGUUUGGCGCUCUACUCCUCGGCAUUGCGCUGAUGGGUUUUAUGACCGUGUAUCUUGAACAUUAGAACCCUGAAAAAUGGCAAACCAUCGGAUGAAUUUCUCCGUUUCCUGUUGUCGGUUGUCCCUGUCUAGUCCCGUGGAUUCCUUGUUCCCACCCCUUGUACAUGAAAAACGGACUGAUCUGCGAUACCGUUAUUACCGUAUCCUUGGACAGAUCAUCACUAUUAUCGUCGUCGUUGUCGCACAGGUCCCCGGGACCUGUGGUAACCAAUGCCAUAUUAUAACCCUCUCGACGGAGGAAAAAGCCGUUGGAGAAAAAUGCAAAAAUCAAAUUAUUAACAACCCCUAACUAGGUUAGAUGAAAACCAAACCAAGAGGACAUUAUCCAUUAUGAUAAAAUGAAUGAUUAAAUUUGAAUUCAAAUUUAGGAUAAUAGACUCCCUUUUGUGAUAAGUGUGUUGACCAAACGGCGGCAGUACGAUUGUUAAAAUGCAAACCAUGCCAUUCAAAUGGAACGCAUAAGUGUGAUAGGUAAGUGAAGUUUGGAUUUUAAAAUCGAUAAAAGAACUCAAAACGUGGUGGAUAUCAAAUUGAUCAAUACCAACAGCAACAACAAAAAGGUUAAAAACUAAACAGCAAUGAAGUAAGAUUUUGAAUUUACGUAAGACAUUUAGGUUCGUAGUCGUUUAGUGAUUACUAUUUAGUUUUUUUGUUCUAUUGUUUUUUUUUCUCUCGUGAUCCCUCCGUUCGUCUUUCGUGAACGGAUAGAGAGGUGGUGCGCAUGGCGCACAUGAAUGUAUGUGAAUGUAUGUUAACGAGGACUCAGGCGCUGGUAUGUUGUGCUAAUAGAUCAACCGAUCGUGAUUGGAUCCUUUCUAUUAUUGUGCUAGUAGUAUUAGAUAAGUUUAAAUUCUGUUCAAAGGUCGUUCUAGCGAGAAAUUUUGUCUAGGACGUCGAAAUAGAAGAAACUAUUAAAGCAAAGAUUCAA